AUGGGGUAUUUAAGUAAGAAUUCCAUGAAGGGCUUGGAAGUGUCCGUUCCCCCCGAUCUGGACAGCCCUCCAUUCUAUAUCCCGGUCAAAUCGAUCCGCGGAAGAUACACGCUGAUGCAAGAGCUGGGAAACGGCAGUUUCGGAUCGGUGACGCUGGCGAAAAAAAUCUACAAGGCCCCGUGUCCGGGCUGCAAGAACUGCAACCACUACGACGACAAGAUCGAAACGGGCACGCCAAUGUUGCAGCAAGAAAGCCAACAGUUGCAGUGCGAGCCUUGCGACUCCCGGCCUCAUUACCGUAACACGCUCAUGGAAGACUCUGCUAUCUUCAACGUGGAGCAGGAAAACUAUUACAACAAGCAGCGCGGGGUUCUGGCCAUCAAAACAAUGAUGACGCGACUUCCAACUCUGAACGACUACACCCGGGUGCGCGAAAUCAAGUUUAUACUAUCGAUGCCUGCCCACAAAAAUCUGGUGCAGAUAUUCGAGCUUUUCAUCGACGACAUCAAUUACCAGCUUCACAUCGUCAUGGAGUGCAUGGAGCAGAAUCUGUACCAGCUCAUGAGAGCACGUCGAAGACGUGUUUUUUCCCUGCCAUCAUUGAAGUCUAUUUUGUCUCAACUGUUGGCAGGAGUCCAGCAUAUUCACGCGCAUAACUUCUUCCACCGGGAUCUGAAACCAGAAAACAUCUUAAUUUCCCCGGCAAACCACUAUUUCAACAAAAAUUGGAUAAUGGAAGGCCAUUACAGUGAUAACUACGUGGUCAAAAUUGCAGAUUACGGUUUAGCUCGUCAUGUUACCAACAAAAGCCCGUAUACAGCAUAUGUCUCCACGCGAUGGUACAGGUCCCCUGAAAUUUUACUAAGAAAGGGAUCUUAUUCACGACCUCUUGAUAUCUGGGCUUUUGGAUGUGUAGUGGUCGAAGUCGCCACGUUUAGACCACUCUUUCCGGGCUCCGAUGAAAUGGAUCAAAUAUGGAAAAUCUUGGAAGUUUUGGGUACCCCUCAUACAAUGUCCGAGAGCAGCAUCAGCGGGUAUCAACCACACGGCGGAUCUUGGGAAAAAGCCCAGUUAUUAGCAUCAAGGAUGCGUCUCAAAUUUCCUUAUGUGGAGGGCAUAAAUAUUGAAAAGAUCAUCGAUAAUCCUAAUCUACAGCCGCUUUGUGAUGUAGUCAAAGCGUGUCUUACUUGGGAUCCGAAAAAAAGGGCCACUGUCACUGAGCUAUGUCAAAUGUCAUAUUUCCAAAACACAGAGGUGGGCAAUUAUGCUCGCGUUCCAAAGGCGCUCAACGACGAAAACAUUAACAGAAUUGUGCCAGUUGGUCAUCAAAGCAAUUGGGGUUCCAAACUACCGAUUAAAAAAGCCUUCAGUGGGAACCAAAAUCUACAGAUUCCAUCUUUGGGUCCCAACGUCAUUGAUAUGAAUGGUGGAAGAUUUGGCAAUUCAAAGGAAGGGCAAAUGUCAUUUCAACAGUUUCUACAGGAGUCCGCAGUUUCUGAUCCACUCACGGAUUCAACUGUCAGUAGCAGUGUCGGAGAAGAAGAGAAACCUGACUCUCAAGAUGAACUACUAGGAAAUAUGAUAUCAUUGCCUCUGUCCCAGCAGUUAGACAACGACCUGCCUCUCUCGACAUCAGCCCCAGACAUCAUCAAUGUAGACCAGAUCAAGCCGCUGGAGGUCUGUGAGAGCUUUAAUGAGUAUUACAUCACUAAAUCCACCGAAUACGGAGAAUUCAACACGGUAGACUCUCUCGGCGACUUGGAACCCAACUAUGUUCAUUACGAAGAAGGCAAUAAUGUACACCCUCAGCCCCGUUGCAAUGUGCUAGAUGACAUGUCCAUCGACUCUAAUGCAUCUGGUCAAAUCCCUCGCUCAUUUGCUGUUCCUCAAAUCACGGAAGAUUGUGGCGACACAUCGUUGGAAGACCACAAUAGCCACAGCUUCUCUCACACGAAUAGCUUAACAUUCUAA
Lachancea meyersii CBS 8951 is the source of this 1971-nucleotide messenger RNA. The record is from the annotation of a GenBank genome assembly. Lineage: Eukaryota; Fungi; Ascomycota; Saccharomycetes; Saccharomycetales; Saccharomycetaceae.